Trichomonas vaginalis G3 is the source of this 643-nucleotide messenger RNA. RefSeq names its product protein of unknown function, DUF4106 family. Gene Ontology annotation, molecular function: DNA binding; hydrolase activity; ATP binding. The annotation marks the transcript as partial. Lineage: Eukaryota; Parabasalia; Trichomonadida; Trichomonadidae. The transcript has a single exon. The record is from RefSeq and is a predicted model, not a curated record.
AUGUUAGAAAAAAAGUUUGCUGACAUUGACAAGAAAUUUGAGAAUGUUUUAAAUAAGAACAAGAGAAAGUUAGAAAAUGCUCAGAUAAAGCCUAUACAUGACAAGUUCUUAUUUGCUCAGAAUGGUAUAACAGGUCUAAUUGCACCACCUGGGUCGGGUAAGACUUUCACUUAUCUUAAAAUGGCUGCACAACAACAAGAACUAGAUGAGAAGAACCCAUUUUAUGAGUUAGUUGUCAUUUGUAGUACUUCUGGUCAAUUUGACCAAACCGUCAAUUCGUUCAAAGAUAUUAUAAAGAAGUCUAAGUUAGUAUGUAUAAAAGACUCUGAGUUGUUAGAUUGGAUAAAGAAGUACCAAAGAAGAGUUUUGAAGUAUAAUGCUAUAAAUGAGUAUAUAAAUUCUAAGUUUAAAGACCCAAAUGAGGAAAUGCAGAGAAUAUUAGAGAAGAAACACUUCAGAAACAAACAGAAAGAGAUAGAAUACAUUUCGAAGAAAUUGCAAUCUUACGAUUGGAAGACAUACCCUCAUAGGUGUCUUCUUAUCUUAGAUGACUUUGCUUCUCAUCCUUUGCUUAAGAAUAGAGAACAAGAUAUGUGUCGAAUUCUUAAGAAGCUCAGACACUUUAACAUUUCAGUUGUCAUUU